Messenger RNA from Fusarium verticillioides 7600, 1765 nucleotides. RefSeq lists its product as hypothetical. Gene Ontology annotation, biological process: mitochondrial phosphate ion transmembrane transport. Gene Ontology annotation, molecular function: phosphate transmembrane transporter activity. Bases 226 to 1518 code for a protein of 430 amino acids. The transcript has 5 exons. The record is from RefSeq and is a predicted model, not a curated record. Gene Ontology annotation, cellular component: mitochondrial inner membrane. NCBI's taxonomy places the organism in Eukaryota, Fungi, Ascomycota, Sordariomycetes, Hypocreales, Nectriaceae.
AACUCAAGUGGGGGCAAAUGCAUUCUCACAUGUUAAUAAAAGGAAGGCUUUACUCACUUGUUCCCCCUUCUGCCGCAAUGCAUACAGUCUUUCCUCUAAUAUUUUUAUUUCUUUUAUAGACCCACAAGUUCUUGUUCCUCAGCGUCUUAACACAACGUGCCUUCAGCACGCCCUAUACACACUCAACAACUCUAUUCGACAACCAUCCCAACAUCUCAAGCCAUAAUGAAACUUACACGUGCCAUAAGCUUGACCAACUUCGUUGUGGCUGGCUCCGCUCUGGGAUUCCAAGUUUUUGUAUUAUAUCCUUGGCAUAAAGAGCUAGACGAGAGCUUCGAGAAGCUGAAGAAGGAGCAUUUGAGGGUCAUGGAUGCAGCUGGAGACAGUCUGACUGAGCCGCAACGAAAGGCCCUCUCUGACAAGAUGAACGAACUGAAAGCUCAAAGCUCUAGAAGCUUCCAUUUCGUCAACCAUGCACCCAAUCCCAGAGAAGCAAUCAGUGCUGCUAGAGAAAAGAUUUUGCCGACUAAGAACAAGUCGGUGGCCGAUGUAAAGAAAGAGACUCCUACGGAUGUAUCUCUGUACGCAAGAUACGCCCUUGCUGGUGCCUUCUGUUGCGCAUUUACCCAUGCCGUUCUCACUCCCGUUGAUGUCGUCAAAACAAGGAUUCAGCUCGACCCAAUCACGUACAGCAGCAGCCUGUCCAGGAGUGCACGACAUAUUGUUUCGGCAGAAGGACCAGGAGCUCUCCUGACAGGUUUAGGUCCCACUAUCGCCGGCUAUUGCCUCCAGGGCGCUUUCAAAUUUGGCGGCUACGAGUACUUCAAAGCUCGUGCGGUAGACUAUCUGGGGCAAUCGACCGCUGCCAAUAACCGAAAUGCCGUUUACCUGGGCUCAGCUGCUGCGGCCGAGUUUCUUGGCGAUAUUGCACUUUGCCCAUUCGAAUCUGUUCGAAUACGGCUGGUGUCUCAGCCUGGCUAUGCCACCGGCUGCGUGAGCGGUCUAGCGAAACUAGCGCGAGAAGAGGGUAUUGGUGGUCUCUACUCCGGUCUGAGCCCUAUUCUCCUCAAACAGAUCCCUUAUACAAUGGCAACAUUUUUAGUCUACGAGAAGGCUAUCCAGACAGCAUAUAGCGUUGUAGACAAGAGAGAGCUCUCGUCGAUGGGAGUUACUGGUAUCAAUCUUGGUGCUGGGCUUGUCGCUGGAUUGGCCGCCGCCGUCGUCUCUCAACCGGCCGAUACGAUGUUGAGUAGAAUUAACAAGGAAAGAGCAGUCAUAGGCGAAAGUACAUCCCGUCGCUUGUUCCGAAUUGCUGGUGAGCUUGGACUGCGCGGUGCUUACACAGGCAUGCAAGCACGUGCAGUUAUGGUUAGUGGCAUGACGGCAGUGCAGUUCGGCAUCUACGGAGACAUAAAGAAGAUCUUUGGGGCAACUGAUGGAGUAGAGUUGAGCGAGCACCACGUUGCUCACGUUGCUGUAGACACUUUUUCUGAGGAACUGCAACAAGCGGCUGUGUAGCCUACUGGAUGAAAGUGAGCUUGGUUGCAAAUGUUAUUGAAUUAGACUUUCCCAUCCAUUUUAGAUUAUGUCGUCAAUAUAGCGUAUGUAUCUUUUAGGCAUUUCCAUUUGCGAGGACUUGUCCACCUUAUGCAAAUCCAUUGUAUCCCAGAUCGUCUUGAUAUUGUUGAUACAUGUCUGUACUGGCAGCGAGGGUUAGUAGAGCAAAGGCAUAAAAUCGAUUCAAGAUACCGCCCUGGGUUUCCCC